UAUGGGGAGGAUGUGUCUCACCUUCUGGAGAGAACUGAAGCCCUGAGGGUGCUGCUCCCUGGGGACUCUGGAGAGGAGGGACAGCUCUGGGCCUGGGAGUCCGCAGGUAAAGAAGCUUUCAGAAAUGACAGAAGGCCUACAAAUUUUGAUAAAAAGGUGUUGGUAUGGGCAGGACGCUUUAAAAAGGAGGAGGACAUUCCCAAGCACAUAUCGUCUGAUGUCCUCGACGCAGCAAGGAACGUUGUCAGGAUAAAGGUUUGCUACAUCAUGAUUGCACUGACUGUGCUGGGCUGUUUGACCAUGGUCAUCACAGGCAAAGAAGCUGCAAAAAAGGAUCAGACGCUGCUGAGGGUGAACAUAGAAAAGAAGGCCAAAUGGAGGGCUGAAGCAGAGAAAGAUCAGGAGGCAGCUGUUGGGAAGCCACAAUGAUUUGGAACAGAUUUAUUUUAACAGCAGGAGAUAAGUGAUUUGCACAUGUGGCAUAUGGACCUGUCUUCAUUUAACUCUUUAGAGAUUUUUCACUGAAA
This is a messenger RNA of Manacus vitellinus (golden-collared manakin), 527 nucleotides long. Its product is annotated as protein FAM162B. Lineage: Eukaryota; Metazoa; Chordata; Aves; Passeriformes; Pipridae. The transcript is spliced from 4 exons. Gene Ontology annotation, biological process: positive regulation of release of cytochrome c from mitochondria; neuron apoptotic process; cellular response to hypoxia. Gene Ontology annotation, cellular component: mitochondrion. The annotation marks the transcript as partial. The record is from RefSeq and is a predicted model, not a curated record.